Messenger RNA from Diplodia corticola, 3651 nucleotides. RefSeq names its product phosphoinositide phosphatase. Bases 1 to 3651 code for a protein of 1216 amino acids. NCBI's taxonomy places the organism in Eukaryota, Fungi, Ascomycota, Dothideomycetes, Botryosphaeriales, Botryosphaeriaceae. The record is from RefSeq and is a predicted model, not a curated record. Gene Ontology annotation, cellular component: cytoplasm; membrane. The transcript is spliced from 8 exons. Gene Ontology annotation, molecular function: phosphatidylinositol-4,5-bisphosphate 5-phosphatase activity; phosphatidylinositol-3,5-bisphosphate 5-phosphatase activity. Gene Ontology annotation, biological process: phosphatidylinositol dephosphorylation.
AUGUCCUCCCGCAUCCGCGUGCUGAUUCGAGACUACCCCCACCGCUCCAUUGCCCUCGCGACCGACUCGCAUGUGCUCGUCUUCCGCCACACACCCACCGCCGCCGACCGCGCUGCCAAUGGCCUCUACCCCGGCUCCGGCAACGUCUCGCAGACGUCCGUUUCCAGCGGCGGCGCUGCCGGCCAGCCGCCGCGCUGCAUGGUCGAGUUCUCCGACGUGCACUCGACCGACCUGAGUGACUACAGGAACUUCUCGGCCCAGCCCGUGCACGGCACCCUGGGCCUCAUCACCGUCAACAACGACGUCUUCCUCUGCGUCGUCAGCGCCGCCUCGCGCGCCGCCACCGUGCGCCCGGGCGAAACGGUGCAGAAGAUACUGGCCGUCGACUUCCACUGCCUCAACCGCACCGACUACGACCAUAUCCUGUACGAUGAGAUCAACCCCUACUCGACCGACACGGUGGACGAGGAAGGCUUCGAGCAGGGCUAUGGCCGGAGGGAACCCAUGCUCGAGCAUCCUUGCAUGGCCCUGAAGAAGCUGCUGAGCAGCGGCACCUUCUACUACAGCUCCGACUUUGACCUUACCCGCCGCAUGCAGGACCGCUCCUACGACGAGUCCACCGUGGUCCUCGACAGCCUGGAUGCCGGCUUUCUGUGGAACUCGUAUAUGAUCCAGCCGCUGGUGAACUUCCGCUCCCGUUUGUCGCACGCAGAGAAGGACGCGCUGGACGCCUCUGGCAUCCUGACCUCUGCGAUACGCGGCUUCGCCUCCACGUUCAACAUACCGGCAGCCUCGUCGCCAGCACGAACCAGCCGCACCGGCUUGCCGUCCACCAUGACGCUCAUAUCGAGGCUGUCGUGUAGAAGGGCCGGCACUCGUUUCAAUGCCAGAGGUAUGGACGAUGAUGGAAACGUCGCCAACUUCGUCGAGACCGAGACCGUAUUUUGGACCCCGGAUGGCGUGUGCUUCAGCUACGUUCAAGUCCGUGGCAGCGUUCCCAUUUUCUGGGAACAGCAGCCGGGCCUGCUCCCGGGACAGCAGAAGGUUUCCAUCACCCGUUCCCCAGAAGCCACCCAGCCGGCAUUUGACAAGCACAUGGAGAACCUGGAGCUUGCUUACGGUGCCGUCCAUGUCGUGAACCUCCUGAGCGCCGAGAAGUCGAGUGAGGUUGAAAUCAGUGACCGCUACCGCUACCACAUUCGAAACUGCUCGUUAAAUAACAACUCGGACAGCGGCGGCAACACCAGGGGCCAUGAGCUGUUGAAGUUGACAGAGUAUGACUUCCACGCCGAAACAAGAGGCCCAGCCGGCUACGAAGCGGCCAGCAUGAUCUCGCGCUACGUCCGUGAUUCUACUGAGGGCUUUGCCUACUAUUUGGGCGAGGAGAUGGAAGAGCGUCCCAAGACGGCCGAAGGCGAAGAUCAGAUCUACCGGCAAUCAACAACCGUACUCCAGCAGGAAGGCGUGUUUCGCACCAACUGUCUAGACUGUCUGGAUCGCACAAAUCUUGUGCAGACCAUCAUUAGCCGAAUGGCUGUCGAGGUCUUCUUGGGCGGUCGUGGUGAUCGCGCCACGGCUGAUUUCUGGAACCGACAUGGCACUUUGUGGGCCGAUAACGGUGAUGCUCUCUCCAAAAUUUACGCAGGCACGGGUGCUCUAAAAUCGUCCUUCACAAGAUCCGGGAAGAUGUCCCUGGCUGGCGCCAUUGCUGACGCCCGGAAAAGCGCACAACGCAUGUACAUCAAUAACUUUGCAGACAAAGGCCGCCAAAACACGAUAGAUAUGCUGCUGGGUCGGUUGAUGGGGCAAGCUCCCGUCCACCUGUUUGAUCCAAUUAAUGACUAUGUGACGAGUGAGCUGAGCAGAAGAGCAAGUGAGUUCUCUUCGGAAAAGCCCAUAUACAUAUGGGCGGGCACAUUCAACCUCAACGGUAAAACCGAAGGAAUCAACUCGGACCUCUCUCCCUGGUUAACGCCUCCGGUCGAGCCAUCACAGCGAUUUCCCGAAAUUGUUGCUGUUGGCUUUCAAGAGAUCGUGGAGCUUAGCCCCCAACAAAUCAUGUCAACGGACCCGGCCCGCAGACAACAGUGGGAAGCUGCCGUGAAGAGGACUCUGAACGACCACGCUCAGACGCACGGUCAGGAAGAGUACGUGUCCCUUCGAGGAGGACAGCUUGUUGGGGCAUCUCUGUCUGUCUUCGUCAGAGCUAGCAUCCUGAAAUACAUCAAAAACGUCGAGGGAAGUUUAAAGAAGACCGGUAUGUCCGGGAUAGCUGGGAACAAAGGAGCUGUGGCUAUUCGUAUGGAGUUCGCAAAUACGUCCAUAUGUUUCGUGACCGCACACCUGGCAGCCGGUUUCGCCAACUACGACGAACGCAACCGCGACUACAGGACCAUCAGUCACGGCCUUAGAUUCCAGAGAAAUCGGUCCAUCGAGGACCAUGACACUGUCAUUUGGCUCGGCGAUUUCAAUUACCGCGUUGGACUUAACAAUGAGAAAGUCAGGAAGCUCGUCGAGGUGGGCGACCUGGAGACGCUAUACGAAAAUGAUCAGCUCAACCUGCAGAUGGUCGCAGGCUUGACAUUCCCCUUCUACUCGGAAGCCAGGAUCACCUUCCCGCCAACUUACAAGUAUGAUGUUGGGACAGAUAUCUACGACACAUCGGAGAAGGCCCGCAUCCCGGCGUGGUGUGACCGCGUCCUGCGCAAAGGUGAUAACCUGAGACAAAUUAACUACAAUACCGCUCCUUUGAAGUUCUCGGAUCACCGUCCUGUAUACGCUACCUUCCUUUGCAUCAUCACCAUGAUCGAUGAGAAGAGAAAAGAACAGCUGAGCAGAGACCUCUAUCAGCAGCGUAAAGGUGUUGUCGGAGACUCAACUGCUGCCGGUCAUGCAGAUGAUUCAGAUGAAGAAGAUCUGCUCGGCUACGACUCGAUCGACCCUACGCUGCCACCGGCCAGUUCCGAUCGCCGCAAAUGGUGGCUUGACAAUGGACAGCCUGCCCAAUCCAUGCUCCACUCUCCGGGCGAGGACUUUGUCGUCAACCCCAACCGCCCGUCAAACCCCUGGGUACCUUCGGAAGAACCAGACUGGGUCAAGGUCGCGCCGCAAAGCAACAACGUCCAACGUCACCCCAGCGAUGCCCAGUCAACCACGAGUGUCCGCCGCAAGCUUCCGCCGCCGCUGGAACCUACCCGUGUGAGUAGCCCUGUGUCCUCGAUCAAGAGCAUGCCUGCAGGUCAGGUACCGGCAUUGCCUCCCCGGCGUGCGGCAACAGGUGGCCUCGACAGCGGAGCUGAUCGAGACCUGGUCGGCAUCAACCGUUCACCCUCCAGCGCCUCUACAGGCUCUUCCAACUCAAUCAAAAGGAAGCCUGCACCGCCCGUGCCGAAGAAGCCAUCUGUUCUCGCGAGUGCCACUUCGCCGAAAGCGGAGAAGAAGCAACAGCCUCCGCUACUUCCUCCGCCGCGAAGAGUCACGACCACCACCCAGCCAGUCAGCGCGAGCGUGGCGAACCAAGCGCACGCACCACCCUCUUUGCCACCGAGACGAGGAACUGGCACAUCGACAGGCAGCCAAGGCGGGCUGCUGGAUGGGGGAGACGAGGAAAUGCAGGGACUGAAGAGCUGGGAGGUGUUGCGACCAGGCUGA